UGUGACCUCUACUGCAGUUGAAAAUACUUGAGAGCGGAGACUGCAUCUUUUGAUUUUUCUGACGAUGUAGCCUAUCUCUGUGUAGAUAGAGUGACUGAAUUUCUUUUAGCACGAGUCCUUUCAUUUUUGUCCUCAGCCAUCGCAACAAGGGCAUAUGUGCGCCUUUCUGCUUAAUUUCGGAGUAGGGGUGCUGUGUGUUGCUGGGGUAGAGUCCGUUUUAGCAGCACUGCAUCAACAUGGCUUUGUUUGGCGUGCAGCUGGUGGUUACCAUGGUAAUGGCCAGUGUUAUUCAGAAAAUUUUACCUCAUUACUCCUUCGCAAGAUGGCUACUGUGCAGUGGCAGUCUGCGGUGGUAUCAACAUCCCACAGAAGAUGAGUUGAGGAACCUGGCUGGUAAACAAAAGGGACAAAAACGGAAAGACAGGAAGUACAAUGGUCACAUAGACAAUAAACCGCUAACGGUUCCAAAGGACAUAGACCUGCAACUGGAGACAAAAUGCAUCACAGAAGUCGACACAUUAGCAUUGUACUACUUUCCUGAGUUCCAGUGGCUGGUGGAUUUCACAGUAGCAGCUACAGCAGUGUAUCUGAUUACAGAGCUUUACUACAGUGUGGCCCAGCCCUCAGGGGAGAUGAACAUCAGCGUGGUCUGGUGCCUACUUGUACUCGCCUUUGUCAUUAAAAUCCUUUCAUCCCUCACGGCCCACUACUUCAAGCUAGAGGAAGGAGGCGAACGCUCCCUCUGCAUAACCUUUGCUUUCUUUUUUUUUGUCAAAGCAAUGAUUAUUCUCAUUGUCACCGAAAACUAUCUGGAGUUUGGUCUGGAGACAGGUUUUGCAAAUUUUUCUGACAGUGCUCAACAGUUUCUAGAGCAUCAGGGCUUAGAUUCACAGGGCCCCAUAUCUAAACUCACCUUCAAGCUGAUCCUGGCCCUUCUCUGCUCUCUGAUUGGAGCUUUUCUUACGUUUCCUGGCCUACGAUUGGCCCAGAUGCACCUAGAUGCACUUAAUCUAACCACGGCAAAAUUUACACAAACUUUGCUUUAUAUCAACUUCCUUUCCCCUCUCAUUAUGGUCCUGCUGUGGGUAAAGCCUAUUACCAAGGACUACAUACUGAAUCCCACUCUUGGGAAGGAGAGUGUGCCUUUGAUGAGUGAGGAGACAUUUGAUACGUUGAGGUUAUGGCUUAUUAUACUGAUGUGUGUGCUCCGACUCGCCAUGAUGAGACAUCACCUACAGGCCUACCUCAAUCUGGCACAAAAGGGUGUGGACCAGAUGAAGAAGGAGGCAGGACGGAUAAGCACAGUUGACCUGCAGAAGAUGAUUGCACGUGUUUUUUACUACUUGUGCGUAAUCGCACUACAGUAUGUGGCACCACUGGUGAUGUUGCUACAUACAACUUUGCUGCUAAAAACUUUAGGUGGUCACUCCUGGUUGAUCUUUCCAGAAGAAGACCUGCCUUGCCUCCAUAAUAUGAACCCUGAUUCUGUGUUUGGGGCAGAACAAAUAGCAAAUCCAAAACCAGAUACAGUGGUGGAAACUGGAGCCCAGGCAUCUGUGGCCCAACUUUCAAUGGCUCUGGGGGGCUUACGGACUGUUUUUAGCCCCCUACUUUUCAGAGGCCUCUUCUCCUUCUUCACCUGGUGGAUUGCUGCCUGUCUUUUCUCCACCUCUAUUUUUGGCCUCUUCUACCACCAGUAUCUAAUGGCAGCAUAACAGCAGCAGCAAACUUAAAAUGCGGCAUUUAAACCUCUACAGUGCUACAACCGUAUGUUGGGAACGGACUGACAAAGACUUUAUGUGGGGCUACCGAGGCCUACUCGUGACUCUGCUCCUCCAUUCUUACUCCUCCUCGUCUCUGACCGCCUCAGAACAACUGAUCAUAUCAUCAAAGCUCAGCUCUUGGUUUUAUUCCCAGUGCUUCCUCCACAGAUGACUGUGAACUUUUGAUUUUACUUGUAGAAAAGUGAUGUUUUUAUUAAUUUGAGCAGCAAAUGCUGGAAGUCUUUAUAAGGCUUAUAAUCAUAAAUUGUGAGAAAUAAAUUAAUUUCAUCACUAAAGUGACAUAGCUUUAAAAAAUAAAUACUACAGACAUCUUUAUGAAUUUGAAUGAUAAAACAGUUGUUAAUUGUAGUGGACACUUUUUAAAAUGUGGACUUUCAUGCAAUUCUGCAUUGUUUUAUAGAAACUGGGGGCUAAUCUGAUUUAUUCACAGCAGCCCUCAUGUUAUAAGUCUUUAAUCUUAAACGGAUUCAGAUUCAUGUUUUGUAAAAAAAAAUAAUAAUAAUCCUAAAUGUAGCUUAUUUACUGCUCAAUGCAGAUCAGUCAGAAUAGGAUUUAAAAAUGUUAUCCUAACCUUUAAACAGUCUCUUAUUUUAAUGGUUGUCAGGUCAUUUUUAAAAUAGAGCAUCAGGCUCGGGAUGGUAUGAAAAUAAUAACACCACAGUUUGAAUAACAUACUGUAAAAUGAAUAUAAAAAAAAUUUAAUAGAUAAUCUUUUUUUUUUAUGUGAAAUCAGAAGUUCCUACUGCUGUUAAGCUCUCAGAACAUAUUGUUUAUAAUGCUACUCUAGGCUCCAUAGCGCUGGAGAAAUGGCUCCUUGGACACUUUCUCUGGUUUUAAAGGAAUUUCAAUAUAAAUAAUAAAUGAAAAUUUUAGCAGUUUUUAAAUCCUUGGUACUGACUUGGUACCAGUAACUUGCUAAUGCCUGAGUUAUUUGAAAACUUUCUGGAACUAUGGAGUAUGAUUGGGCAGACACAGACAUACAAUCUGGGAACCAGGGUAGAUAAAGCCUCAGUUUAAAUUAAAUGCAUUGUAAAGAAGCUACAUUUAAAUCUGGAUUGUAGUAAUCAGACACUUUUUAAUGUCUUUUUAGUAGUUUGUUUUUUCUGUAUUUGUUGGGAAACUGAUAUCUACCUUACUUUGUUCACCUUUUUUUUGUCUUGCUUAAGUGCUGGUCAUUUCCGCCCUUCUGUAAAACGCCAAUAAAAAGAUAUAUCUCAUGAUUAUGACUUAGCUAUAGCUAUGACAUCAUUAUGAGAUAUAAGUUGUUGGUUUUUCCGAUAGUGGCUAAAACAGGCUUCCACAUUUCUCCCCUUCACCAGGACUUAAUGUUUCUCUACCUGACUUUUUCAGGAUAUGAGAAGAGGUCGUUUUGUCGUGAAACGUGUUCAACAUGCAUCACUUUCUGUCCAACUUAGGGGCUAUAUUUACCCACUUUGACGACCAGUGAUUCAAAUAAAUACUCUGUAAUCCACUCAUAGUGUACUGUAAGAAAAUGUCUUGUGACUUUGACAGAUAUUAGCUCGCUGCUGGGGAUUACUCAUAGUUCUUAUGGUUUUAAUCGCAGAUCAUAAUGUGUCAUAACUGGCCAAAAAAAGGGAUCUAAACCUCCAAUAUAAUUAUAUAUUUAACUGUUUAAUUUAUAUUUGCAAUAAUUAGUUAACUACCUAAUGAAUUUAACUGUUACUUUAUAUCGAACACAUGGAUGUAAACUGGUAGAAGGUCGAGACCAAAUGACAGUUGGUACAAAGAUGGGUUAUUAGUUCUGUCUUUAAAUGUUAGAAUUUUUUUUUCUUUAACAAAAUGACCUGCUUUUUGUACCUGAAGUGUCUCACAUAGUCUUAAAACUUUAUAUUAAGGACCAGAGAAUCUUAACUGAGGUUGAAAGCAUGGCAAACAAGAGCUGUUCUCACCAAAGAGCAAAGUGAAACCAUACUUCCUUGCCCUGAAGUUCAGGUGGUUGACUGAGUUUAAAAAGAAUAAAAAGGAUUUCUGAUGUAUUUCAAGUUUAGUUUGUUGCUUUCAUGGUUUUACGUGAGCCAUUUUAGUAGGUGUGUGAUAAGAUGAAUCGGUUUUAUGGUAGACCAACAUGGGCUCUGUCGGCGCCCGGCAUCAUGUCCCUGUCUGCUGGUUUCGUGUUCUCAGCUGUUCGUCAGCGCUAUACUCAAAGGGCAUUUUGAUGAAAAGAGUCAGCUGCUGUCAAGAUUGCACAGUUUGUUCCGUUUUUUUUUUUUUCUUAACCAUCAAAUUGAAGAACGUGUUUGUUUUUGUUGGUUUUUCUGUUUGUUUUUUGGUUCACAAAUAUACAUUUUAAAAUUGUGCCAAGUAAAGAUCGUAAUACCCAACAAUCUUUUGCUAAGUUGCUGUAGGUUGUAUUUCUGCUAUUGUAGGAAACUGCACUGGAACACUGAGGCCUUGAGUUUUCCGGAGAUCUGACUAGGUGCAUUAUGGAAUACUACUGUAGUUUUGGUUCAAACAAAGACUACAGGUGUUCACUAGAUCUUAGUGGAAAGUGUUAGGUUGGAAGGAAAAUAUGCGCACAAGAAGUCAUGUGCUGUUGACUUCCUGGCCAACAUGGUUGCCCGGUGUUGUUAGGAAGUAGGACGCAAAGUUUUAAGUUCUCUUUGGUCCAACUCUUUACGUUUGAGCUUCAGUUUUGAUUGAGCUCUGGUUUAUUAACUCCAGUUUUAAGUGUUAUACACAACUACAUAUUCUAGCAACACCAUAUCAAUUUCUUUUUCUGUGUUGGCUUUAGUUUGUAUCUGUUGGAAACAGUGGGGAAUAUGCUCAUAGUGAAUGUAUCAGUCCUGCCUAAUUUUAUAAUUAAUUGAUUUAAGUUGAUUUUACCCCAUCAUUAACUCCACAUCACUGCAAUCCACACAUUCCUUGUCUAAUGUGUUUAAUCUGAAUCUAAUGUUGGUAUUUGACCUAAUCGUUUUUUCCAUUGAUUUUGGGGGGUUUUGUAUUUAUUUGCUGAAGCCUAUGAACAUUUCAAUUUAAUUGUUUUUUAUUAUUGAAGUGCAAAAUGGCUAUUUUUUUUUCUUUGUGUUUGACAAAUCAGUGACAGAUUAACUUUUAUUUAACCUCUUGGUCUGGGUAGUUGAAAUAUAUUUAGGAUAUUUUCAGAAUUCACUGUUCAGAUGAAUGGUUCUGAUGAUUUUCAGGUUGUUGUUUUUUUUUUUUACCAGUGAAAAUGUUUAUUACUUAUUUUCGAUUCACAAACUAAAAUAACAGACAUUGUUUCAUGUAUUUAUUUCUGCUUUAGAUUUUGUCUUGAAUAAAUUAUCUUCUUUACUA
Messenger RNA from Cyprinodon tularosa, 5078 nucleotides. It is a transcript of the gene tmem161b, whose product is annotated as transmembrane protein 161B. Lineage: Eukaryota; Metazoa; Chordata; Actinopteri; Cyprinodontiformes; Cyprinodontidae. The record is from RefSeq and is a predicted model, not a curated record. Bases 237 to 1715 code for a protein of 492 amino acids. The transcript is spliced from 12 exons.